AAGACAGACGCGGCUGCGCACCCUGGCACGAGCUCAGACCACAAAGAGGACGAUGAAAAGCCUUCUGUCGCCCCGACUGUGAACCGCCCCACACGCCGAGUCAUCCGCGACGUUGCUCCUCCAGACGACGUGCUCUUGAAGGAACUGGAUCCCAACUACAAUCACGACUCCUUUGAUGCAACGCUGGCCACACUCAACGACUUUCCAGAAGAUCUCACAAGCGGGCUUGAAGCAUUGGAUGCCAUCCGAACACGAAAGUACCAGGAGCUGCAAGCCGUGUCGAAGCAGCUGUCGACCGUUGUCUUGCAGCACCACAAAGAGUUCAUGUUGGAGUUGACGCGGGUGACGGAGCUUGAGCAAGAGCUAGCAAUGACGCUGGUGGUGUGCAAGAACGGGCGGCGUCAGCUGCAGCGCGCCCACAAUGAUGUGCGGUGCGGGCUGCAUAUCCUGCAUAAGCACCGCAAGAAGAAGCGCAUGCUGCACCUCCUCAAGCUGUUGCAGGGCAUCAGCAUCAUGCGAACGGCGAGCACGAAGCUCUCAGAACUGUUGGAGAACCAAGAAUACAUCUCUGCCAUCGAGCUGUGGCAGCAGUGCAAUUCGCUGGUGCAGCUUGGCCACGGGUUCGCGUGCGUGACGGAUUUGGCGGCGAACUUGGGCGACGGCAAGACGCUCAUAUGCACCACACUCGAGGAACGCAUUAACGCCAUUGUCAAGGAGGGCUUCAGCCACGACCAGUACAAGAAGGUGACCGAUGCGUUUAUGGCGCUCGGGCAGCCAAAGUCCGCAGUUGAACACAUGUGCGCGCUGUUCCCGAGAUUUGCGAGCACGCGCAUGCGUGAUGCCGUCAUUCGAUUUGCAUCAGGCUUUGGGUCAUCCGGACAAACGUUCCGCUCGUUCUGCGUGCAGAUUCCAAAGUCCAAAUCCCAGCGGUGUCUGCUGCGCUUAUGCAAAACAGCAUGCCAGCUCAUGGCUGAAUUUGACGAAUUCCACACCUUCCACGCCAAGCUUGUUGACCAAGACGCGAGCCGUGGUGGUGGUGGUGGCGAUGAUGAUGGUAGCGAUGGUGGCCACAACACCACCAAUGAUGACGAUAAUGGUGCUGAUGAUGGUGGUGACAGUGGUGAUGAUGGUACGCAGACCCUCCGCCGAACAACGGCCAGCGCCGUGCCAACAGGCGCAGACGAGUAUUCCGUGCAGGGGUACACGCACAUCAAGCUUGCGCACACAAGGAAGAAGCUGUGGCGGGAAAUCCAACGGCUGUUUGGGAUCUUCCUGUCGUGUGCAGAUCUGUCCACACUCAACAUGAAGCAGUACCUACAGGUGCUCGGACACGUGCGCACGCUCACGGAGGUCGGACGAGACUUUGCACAGGAGGAGGCAACACACCUGGACGGGGCGAUUCGGCAGCAGACGCUACACUAUGCGCUGACACACCACUGCCGGAGCAUCGACAACCUCGUCACCCAGUUCAACGCCGAGGAGUGGCAGGCAGCACACGUCGACAAGGACUACAACUUCUUCUUUGAAAAGGAGUUUGCAUUUCUUCGACGCGGCAGACAACAGCAGCAGGGUUUGCAACGCGGAGAGAGCUUUACAGAAGAAGAGGCAGCCGAACCAAUGACACUCGCACACUUCAGGGCCAACCCAGACCUAUUUGACGCAAAGGCGACGCAUGAUGAUGAUGAUGGUGGUCAUGGUGGCGGUGGCAGUGACGGUGAUGGUGCAGCAGCAGCAAAGGAGCGUGCUGCAGUUGCACAGCGUGCCGGCAACAAGAAGCCGCCGCCGCCGCCGCACUGCUGCCCAACAGUCCUCAAUCUCGUUCGCGCAAUGGGGCAAUAUGUGGAGAUGAUGGAUGUGCUUCCUCCCAUUUCGCACCACGUGUUUCUCUGUCUGCAGGAGCUCCUCGAUGUGUAUGUGCACAUCCUCUUCCACUUUUUCACAAAAGAUGGGGUGCAGUUGUCGCUCAGCAUUCUGUCACCGGCCGCCAGGGCGACGCUUGCACGCGCUGAUGACGUCAUUGCCGCGUUCACGGCGGAGGAGGCAGCUGGCGAUGGUGGUGGUGGCGGCGAGGAGCUGGACCCGCAGGACGGCCGCGCAACAACUGAUGGUGGUGGUGGUGGUGGUGGUGGUGAUGAUGAGGAGGAGGGGGAGGAGGAUGGGCAGGAUGGUGAUGGUGAUGGUGGUGAUGAAGCUAAUAAGCCUGAGGCAGACAGCAACAGCAGCAACACCGCCACCAGCGCAACGACAGCACCGCCAUCACCAUCGACCUCUGUUGCGUCGCUCGUGGCCAAGAUGCGUCGGAAAUCCGGGCCACCAAUUACACAUCCGCAGCUCCUUGAUUCCGUGCCGCUCAACCUCUCCCAAAACGUCUUUGCCCUCGACGCCCGCGUCACCGCAGCGGAAGGGCUCAUGUUCCUGGGGACGGUCUUCCGCUCGCUGCGUCGCACGCUGCUCCGCCGCCUCCCCGACACUGCACACCCGCACCUCGCCGCCUUUUACGCGAACACUGUGGACCAUGUUGUUGAGGUUCGCUGGUUUGUGUACAAGCACGUGUGUCAACGGAUCCUGGAUUACCAGCACGUCGUUGGCCUCUUCUCCCGCGCCAGGUUUGACAAGAAAGAAGUGACGACGGAGCACAGCGCAUACGUGGAUGAGCUCGUGCAGCAUUUUACAGUCAUCCACGGUCGCUUCGCCACGCUCGGAGAAAAACGACUUCCCGAGGGCGCCAGGAAGCUGAUUUGGCAGGAACUGCUCUUGCAGACAAACCUCGCAUUUGUUGACGGGUUUGCGCUUGCGAAGAAAUGCACGAACGAGGGGCGGGCGCUGAUGCAGCUCGACUACAAGCAGUUUCUCAACAGAAUCGAGAAAUUCACGUCCGUCAAGCCGAAUGUGGAGCUGGUGCAAAACUACAUCACCGCGUAUUACCUGGCGGAGGACGACCUCGAGGCGUGGCUGCGGCAACACUUUAUGAUGUACACGCAACGUCAGCUGACGCAGCUUGUGAACGCGACGCUGUCGAACAAGAAGAAGGCGCGCCAGCGCAUGCACAAGGUGUUGGAGGAGCUUGCAGCGUCGCCACCCCCACCACCAGCGGCAGCACAACAACAACAACAACAACAACAACAACAACAACAACAACAACAACAACAACAACAACAACAACAACAACAACAACAACAACAACAACAACAACAAGGAGAGGAUGCUGUGUCAACAACUUCGUCAUCAGCAUAA
Salpingoeca rosetta is the source of this 3234-nucleotide messenger RNA. RefSeq lists its product as uncharacterized. Lineage: Eukaryota; Choanoflagellata; Craspedida; Salpingoecidae. Gene Ontology annotation, biological process: endocytic recycling; retrograde transport, endosome to Golgi. Gene Ontology annotation, molecular function: SNARE binding. The annotation marks the transcript as partial. Gene Ontology annotation, cellular component: EARP complex. The record is from RefSeq and is a predicted model, not a curated record. The transcript has 26 exons.